GCCCUCGCCGCUCGCUCCGAGAGCGCCCGUUCGUCCCGCUGGGAGACUUCUCCUUUUCCGCCCUGGGGCUGAGGAUCCUGGGUGGGGCAGCUGCGCCUUCGGGACAGCCCCAGCCGCGAAGCGCCCGGCCCCGUGCCGCUGUAGUCGGGCCUGACGCCGCCCGCAGCCGGGGCAGCCGCACCUGAGCCCCAGCUCCAGCCACGCCGCGGCGCCGGAAGCGCGGGCGGAGCGCACUGGCCGGGUAAGAGCAGCCCGCGCCCGCGAGGGGGACCCGAGUCCUCAGGGAGGCGACCGAGUCCCGCCUCACGCCAGCAGGGUCGAGGACCUGCGACGCGCACCCCUCCGCCCCAGCGCCCCUGCCCGGCCCGGUCACCCCAGCACCAGCCCCGCGCAUACCCGACUUCCUCAGCCUCUCGCCCUCGCCCUGCCAACUUCCCUGCGAGGAGGAACCUGCCGCCAGCCUGCCCGCUCGCAGGCCCUGCGCUGAACGCCUGCAGUUCACCUUGCGCCGUCGGGAAACCCCAUGAACUCUCCAGAAACUGAGUGAAGGAGGGUCCCUUCGCGGCGCACGGCCGGGUGCCUGGGGGUUCCCCCCACUCCCCCGGUGGAGCAGCGGUAGCAGAGCCGGGAAAGUAGUGGAGGAUGAUCCUGCGGCCAAAGGGGACCUCGGGGCAGUAAUGUCAGCAUGAUGUUUCAUUCAGAUCGAAUGUGGAGCUGCCAUUGGAAAUGGAAGCCCAAUCCUCUUCUGUUCUUCUUUGCUUUAUAUAUCAUGUGUGUUCCUUGCUCAGUGUGGGGAUGUGCCAACUGCCGAGUGGUUUUGUCCAACCCUUCUGGGACCUUUACUUCUCCAUGCUACCCUAAUGACUACCCGAACAGCCAGGCUUGCAUGUGGACCCUCCGAGCCCCCACUGGUUACAUCAUUCAAAUAACGUUUAACGACUUCGACAUUGAAGAAGCUCCCAAUUGCAUUUAUGACUCAUUAUCCCUUGAUAAUGGAGAGAGCCAGACUAAAUUUUGUGGAGCAACUGCCAAAGGCCUAUCAUUUAACUCAAGUGUGAAUGAGAUGCAUGUGUCCUUUUCAAGUGACUUUAGCAUCCAGAAGAAAGGUUUCAAUGCCAGCUACAUCAGAGUUGCUGUGUCCUUAAGGAAUCAAAAGGUCAUUUUACCCCAGACAUCAGAUGCUUACCAGGUAUCUAUUGCAAAAAGUGUCUCCAUUCCAGAGCUCAGUGCUUUCACACUCUGCUUUGAAGCAACCAAAGUCGGCCAUGAAGACAAUGAUUGGACAGCUUUCUCCUACUCAAAUGCAUCCUUCACACAAUUGCUCAGUUUUGGAAAGGCCAAGAGUGGCUACUUUCUAUCCAUUUCAGAUUCAAAAUGCUUGCUGAACAAUGCAUUACCUGUCAAGGAAAAAGAAGACAUUUUUGCAGAAAGCUUUGAGCAGCUCUGCCUUGUUUGGAAUAAUUCUUUGGGCUCUGUUGGUGUAAAUUUCAAAAGAAACUAUGAAAUAGUUCAAUGUGAUUCUACCAUUAGUAAAGUUAUUCCUGGGAAUGGAAAACUGUUUUUGGGCUCCAAUCAAAAUGAAAUUGCCUCUCUAAAAGGGGACAUUUAUAACUUUCGACUUUGGAAUUUUACCAUGAAUUCCAAAAUCCUCUCCAACCUCAGCUGUAAUGUGAAAGGGAAUGUAGUCGACUGGCAAAAUGACUUCUGGAAUAUCCCAAAUCUAGCUCUGAAAGCUGAAAGCAACCUAAGCUGUGGUUCCUACCUGAUCCCACUCCCGGCAGCAGAACUGGCCAGCUGUGCAGAUCUGGGGACCCUCUGUCAAGAUGGAAUUCUCUAUAGAAUAUCUGUAGUGAUUCAAAACAUCCUUCGUCACCCGGAGGUAAAAAUACAGAGCAAGGUGGCAGAAUGGCUCAAUUCAACCUUCCAAAAUUGGAACUACACGGUUUAUGUCAUUAAUAUCAGUUUUCACCUGAGCUCUGGAGAGGACAAGAUUAAAGUCAAGAGAAGCAUUGAGAAUGAUUCAAGGUUGGUACUUUGGGCCCUUCUAGUUUACAAUGCUACCAACAAUACAAAUUUAGAAGGAAAAAUCAUUCAGCAGAAGCUCCUAAAAAAUAAUGAGUCCUUGGAUGAAGGCUUAAGGCUACAUAGAGUGAAUGUGAGACAACUAGGUGUAUGUCUUGCCGUGGAGGAACCCACAGGCUUCUACUGGCCAUCUAUCACACCUUCUGAAUAUCAUCUUCCUUGUCCAGAAAAGCCUGGCUUUUCUGUUUCACGGAUAUGUUAUUACAAUGCUUCCAACUUAUCUGAAGCCUACUGGGGACCUGUUGAUAUCUCCAACUGUUUAAAGGAAGCAAAUGAAGUUGCUAACCAGAUUUUAAAUUAUACUGCCGAUGGGCAGAACUUAACCUCAGCCAAUAUUAUCGACAUUGUGGAACAAGUCAAAAGAAUUGUGAAUAAAGAAGAAAACAUUGAUAUAACACUUGGCUCAACUCUAAUGAAUAUAUUUUCUAAUAUCUUAAGCAGUUCAGACAGUGACUUACUUGAGUCUUCGUCUGAAGCUUUAAAAACAAUUGAUGAGUUGGCCUUCAAGAUAGACCUAAAUAACACAUCACAUGUGAAUAUUGCAACUCAGAAUUUGGCUCUUGGUGUAUCAUCCCUGUUACCAGGGACAAAUGCAAUUUCAAAUUUUAGCAUUGGUCUUCCAGGAAAUAAUGAAUCAUAUUUCCAGAUGGAUUUUGAGAGUGGACAAGUGGAUCCACUGGCGUCUGUAAUCUUGCCUCCAAACUUACUUGAGAAUUUAAGUCAGGAAGAUUCUGCAUUAGUUAGAAGAGCACAGUUUACUUUCUUCAACAAAACUGGACUUUUCCAGGAUGUAGGACCCCAAAGAAAACUCUUAGUGAGUUAUGUGAUGGCGUGCAGUAUUGGAAACAUUACUAUCCAGAAUCUGAAGGAUCCUGUUCAAAUAAAAAUCAAACAUACAAGUACUCAGGAAGUGCAUCAUCCCAUCUGUGCCUUCUGGGAUCUGAACAAAAACAAAAGUUUUGGAGGAUGGAACACGUCAGGAUGUGUUGCAGACAGAGAUUCAGAUGCAAGUGAGACGGUCUGCCUGUGUAACCACUUCACACACUUUGGAGUUCUGAUGGACCUUUCAAGAAGUGCCUCACAGUUAGAUGCAGGAAACACUAAAGUCCUCACUUUCAUCACCUAUAUUGGGUGUGGAAUAUCUGCAAUUUUUUCAGCCGUAACUCUCCUGACAUAUGUCGCUUUUGAGAAAUUGAGAAGAGAUUAUCCCUCUAAAAUCUUGAUGAACCUGAGCACAGCCCUGCUAUUCCUGAAUCUCCUCUUCCUCCUAGAUGGCUGGAUCACCUCCUUCAAUGUGGAUGGACUUUGCAUUGCUAUUGCAGCCCUGCUGCAUUUCUUUCUUCUGGCAACAUUUACCUGGAUGGGGCUGGAAGCAAUUCACAUGUACAUUGCUCUAGUUAAAGUAUUUAACACUUACAUUCGCCGAUACAUUCUAAAAUUCUGCUUCAUUGGCUGGGGUGUGCCUGCCUUAGUGGUGUCAGUUAUUCUAGCAAGCAGAAACAAAAAUGAAGUCUAUGGAAAAGAAAGUUACGGAAAAGAAAAAGGUGAUGAAUUUUGUUGGAUUCAGGAUCCAGUCAUAUUUUAUGUCACCUGUGCUGGGUAUUUUGGAAUCAUGUUUUUUCUGAACAUUGCCAUGUUCAUCGUAGUAAUGGUACAAAUCUGUGGGAGAAAUGGCAAGAGAAGCAAUCGGACCCUGAGAGAAGAAGUGUUAAGAAACCUGCGCAGUGUGGUUAGCUUGACGUUUCUGUUGGGAAUGACAUGGGGUUUUGCAUUCUUUGCCUGGGGACCCUUAAAUAUCCCCUUCCUCUACCUCUUCUCCAUCUUCAAUUCAUUACAAGGUUUAUUUAUAUUCAUCUUCCACUGUGCUAUGAAGGAGAAUGUUCAGAAACAGUGGCGGCGGCAUCUCUGCUGUGGUAGAUUUCGGUUAGCAGAUAACUCAGAUUGGAGUAAGACAGCUACCAAUAUCAUCAAGAAAAGUUCUGAUAAUCUAGGAAAAUCUUUGUCUUCAAGCUCCAUUGGUUCCAACUCAACCUAUCUUACGUCCAAAUCUAAAUCCAGCUCUAACACCUAUUUCAAAAGGAAUAGUCACGCAGACAAUACUUCCAUGGACAAGUCCUUGUCAAAACUGGCCCAUGCUGAUGGAGAACAAACCUCAAUCAUCCCUGUCCAUCAGGUCAUUGAUAAGGUCAAGGGUUAUUGCAAUGCUCAUUCAGAUAACUUCUAUAAAAAUAUUAUCAUGUCAGACACCUUCAGCCACAGCACUAAGUUUUAAUGUCUUUAAUGUGAGAAAAAGAAAUCAGUCUGCAGAAAUGUGAAGAUUUGCAAUCAGUGAAAGCUGCAACUAUUGAUGUAAAUAUGCUAUUACCUAGAUAACUGCAUAUAUAUGAGGAAUGUAUUUUGUUAAGGCUUUUAUGAAAUUCAUAAUUUUUCUUUUUAAUAUAUUUAUUCCAUGGAAGAGUUGUCAUCAUCACUAAAACUUCAGUACUGAGAGCAACAUGACUCAGUAGCCCAGAAACUAUGAUUUUCUUAAUAUAUAAUUGAAUCAGAGUAAUCAUAAUGCAAGGGAGACGUUAAAAUAGAGGCAAUGGAGAAGCCACACUGAGGACAGACCCUAGAUAGAGCUCAUUUUACUCUACCUAAUAUUUACGUCAGGAUGUACCCAUUUUCUGCAUCUUCUUUCUCAACAAUAAAAAAGUAACUAUUUUGGAUGCCCACAAAUUCUAUUCCAGUGUUUCUAUCUGUAAAUACAGUACCAUUUUCUCAUUUGCAGUGACAUUUCAACCACAGGCAGAAAAGACUGUUUACUGCUUGACCCAAAGAUUAAAAAGGAUUUUUUUUAUUUUAAAUAUUACACCUUCAGAACCAUAACAUGCUUAAGAAAGGUUUUCCAAAAUAUUGACCUUGAUGAGGCUAUAUACAUUUCUUUUUUUUUUUUUUUUUUUUUUUUUUUGAGACUGAGUUUCGCUCUUGUUACCCAGGCUGGAGUGCAAUGGCGCGAUCUCGGCUCACUGACAACCUCCGCCUCCUGGGUCAGGCAAUUCUCCUGCCUCAGCCUCCCGAGUAGCUGGGAUUACAGGCACGCGCCACCAUGCCCAGCUAUUUUUUUUUGUAUUUUUAGUAGAGACGGGGUUUCACCAUGUUGACCAGGAUGGUCUCGACCCCUUGACCUCGUGAUCCACCCGCCUCGGCCUCCCAAAGUGCUGGGAUUACAGGCUUGAGCCACCGCGCCCGGCCGCUAUAUACAUUUCUAAUAUUUUACUUAUUCUAUUCAAGGCAUAAGGCCAAAGCAUUAAGUAUAAUUUAAUCCCAUACAUUCAAGUUAAGUUUAGUAUCGAUGUUCCAUCAAUGUGGACCUCCCAGGAGUUGUUUAAGAAUGAAUCCAUUACACCUCUACUUUUGGCUCUCUACUGUAUAUUAAGCCCAUAGGCUUGUGGGAGGAAGGAGAAUUUCCAUUAGCCAUGCUGUAUGCAGUGGAAUUUUCCUUUUAGGAGACACACAGUUGAGACUCUCUGGUUCUGUCCUUGCUUUAGAGACUUUCAGAUAUUUCCUAUUGCACAAAUGAAAACCUCUUAUUUCCCCUAUUGAGAGUUUUGUUCCAAGGAAUAUGAAGUGAGACACAUGGUGACUUAUAAUAAUCCAAAUAAUUUAUAAACAGCUGGGUCUGCAAUAGCUAGUCUAAAUAUUGCUUGUGUGUCAGUCCUCUGAUUAUAGUAUGUAAGAGCCUGAGGAGGUCUGGCAAGAUAGAUGGUGUAUUAUUUAUGGAUCAGACUGCUGCAUAGAAGCCAUGCAUACUAUUAUUCAGCUUGUCUAACUCUCAGACUAUUCUGAGUAAUGCCUGCUUGCUAAUGAAUGUGUAGGAGACCACAUUGUAAUUGUUCUUAGGCGAUGGAGUCCUGUGCGGUUUCUUAGAAAUCCGUCUCAGUGCAUGCUGUGCCUUUUCACAUUUUCUCUGAGUUAUCUGGGAAGUAUCAGGUUCUGGGAGGCAACAGCGGAAGUGAUAAGAAAAGGAGACAUUCUGGUGUGUACCUAUGCAACAAUCUUGCAUGUUCUUCACAUGUACCCCAAAACCUAAAAUGCAGUUAAAAAAAAAAACAAAAGGAGACAUUCUGUCAAAGCCAGUCUGCUUAAAGGCAAAGUCUAGAAACCAGGAACCUAGAGGCCUUUUUCUCUGCACAAAAAAAAACAGUUUGCAAUAUGAGACAUGGGAGAGCUUUUAGGCUACUCAGCAACCCAAGGGACCUCUCACCUUUUGCUGAGCUUCAAUCAUGAAGCUAUUUGCCUGGCUCCAGCAGAUGAUGAGAUAAUGAGGCAGUGGGUUUUUUGUUACUGUUCCAUUUUGCAAUAUCCUGCAACACCAUCCUUGGAGACACGAGCAUUACCCAGCUUGGCUUUCACAGGGGAAGGUUGUAUUCAGUAGAAAAGAAUAGUAAAUCUAAGGUCACUGAGAUUCACUACAGUAGAGCCAAAUCCUUUUCAAUAGGCAUGUAUUAACAUACUGCUUAUUUUGGCAGAGGUUAUAUAUGGAUGAAAAUUAAGUCAUUGAACAUUCAUAUACAUUUCCCCCCAAACCUUAGACAUUCGUGGUAGAUUUCAACUAAUUAGAUUAGUCAGAUUUCUGCCCAAAGUGCUUAUUUGGUCAAUAGCAGUUAAGAUAUAUACCUUCAAAAUGGCUUUGCUUUUGAUUUGCACUGAUAUUCAUAUGGCUCCAGAAAAAUAUUUUUUUCAUAUUUGACAGUGUCAGCUCCACUUUAGAAAUUUCCAAUAACCAGAUGAGAAAAAAAUUAAGAAAUUGCUCAAGGGAAACAUUUGUAAAUGGAUUUGAAAGAUUGAGCCAAAUUCUCUCAUCAGUUCUAAGCAUUCAGUUCUCAUCUCCAUUUAGGCCCCAUCAGAACAGAGGGUCAGGAAUUUAGCUGGGGAGCCUGAAUUUAGUUCAGCCUGCCUUUGAAGAUAGCAUCAGUUAAUACUCUCCCUUAUGUUUUCUUUUCCUUUUCUCUCUUUUUAAACUACAUUGUGUUAGAAUCAUAGUCUAGGAUCCUGAGAUAUUUUCCAUUCUUGUUACCAUUCACUUGCUUUGUAAAGAGUUUAUCUAUUGUUGGCAUAGAUUCUUUUGUACAUAUUUAUUUAUUUGUGUUUAUACAUGUCAAUUGGUUUCCUAUCUUAGCUUGACAUUGCCUAGCUUUGUUGUUUUAAUUAACUUCUAUUAGAGAGACUGUAUAUAUUUUUUUCUAAAUGCUUUGUGAAAUCUUUUUGGUAGCAAUAUCUUUGAAUAUGAUGAAUAAAGGUGACUGUGAGUGCAAAUAGAAUUAGCAGUAAGAAGCUACUCUAGCUAAUUUGCCAUUUUACUUAAAUGAAAAAUGUUUUUCAAAUAAAUACUUAUGUUGUUCAUGUU
This is a messenger RNA of Callithrix jacchus (white-tufted-ear marmoset), 7471 nucleotides long. It is a transcript of the gene ADGRG6, whose product is annotated as adhesion G protein-coupled receptor G6. NCBI's taxonomy places the organism in Eukaryota, Metazoa, Chordata, Mammalia, Primates, Cebidae. Gene Ontology annotation, molecular function: laminin binding; G protein-coupled receptor activity. Gene Ontology annotation, biological process: myelination in peripheral nervous system; adenylate cyclase-activating G protein-coupled receptor signaling pathway; cell surface receptor signaling pathway. The record is from RefSeq and is a predicted model, not a curated record. Gene Ontology annotation, cellular component: plasma membrane.